Molecule: messenger RNA, 234 nt
Organism: Triticum turgidum subsp. durum (durum wheat)
Lineage: Eukaryota; Viridiplantae; Streptophyta; Magnoliopsida; Poales; Poaceae
Source: the annotation of a GenBank genome assembly
AUGGGUCCGAACACUGUUCCGAGAACCUGCGGGACGAUGAUGGACCACAGCUGCGGCCGUGACGGUGGAGGAACGGGGAAGGAGGGCUCCGACGAGAACGAGCCCGAGAGAGGGAGACUUAGGAAGCCAUGCGCACGGAGGGUGUACGCCGUCCCCGGAGUGGAGGGCGGCGCGGCGAGUGGCUAUUGGUGCAGCGCGGGGAGAGCGGAGAGCGAUGCAGAAUUCGAUGGGUAG